Molecule: messenger RNA, 1317 nt
Organism: Anopheles cruzii
Lineage: Eukaryota; Metazoa; Arthropoda; Insecta; Diptera; Culicidae
Product: box C/D snoRNA protein 1
Exons: 2
Coding region: 99-1202 (367 amino acids)
Biological process (GO): box C/D snoRNP assembly; snoRNA localization; maturation of LSU-rRNA from tricistronic rRNA transcript (SSU-rRNA, 5.8S rRNA, LSU-rRNA)
Cellular component (GO): nucleus; pre-snoRNP complex
Source: RefSeq, a predicted model, not a curated record
GCUUUGUUUACGUUCCGUUUGGCAACAUUUUCAAGAGACGUAUCGUUGACCGGUGCGCGGUUUUUUGUUUCUUAAAAAGUAGAUGUUGGAUUAUUGCGAUGUCAUCGGAUCAAAGGUUGGGAAACUGUGAGGCAUGCAAUGCGCACCCAGCAAAGUACACCUGUCCCCGCUGUGAGGUUAGAACAUGUGGUGUGCAGUGUCUCAACAUUCACAAGCGUGAGCUCAAAUGCAACGGCAUACGGGACCGUACGAAGUACAUUCCGUUAAUAAAAAUGACAAAGACGGAACUGAUGAAUGAUUAUUGCUUUUUGGAGGAGUGUACGCGUUUUGUCGAGGAUCGAAAGCGGGACAGCAACAAACGUUUUACGCGUUACAACAAACUGCUGCCCACUCCAUUGUUCCGUCUGCGCAAAGCUGCCCAGGAGCGAGGUACCACCUUGAGGUUUUUGCUGCAGAACUUUACCAAGCACCAAAAGAAUUCCAGUCAACUGGACUUUCGCAGUUCCGUCAUCUUCUGGCGCGUGGAAUGGUGCUUCCCGGACGGAACCGGUGCACACAUGUUCGUCGACGAACGGGUCAGCGAAAACUGCAAGCUGUAUGAGGCGGUCAGCAAGUAUUUACAAGCAGGCAACGAUACCAACGUUCCUGAGUCUGCAACGCUCACCUAUUACCAAGCGUCCGGCAUAAAUGGAGUCCGAUUGCUUUUAAAAGCAGAAGGAAUUAAACAGUGUAGGAAUCGGUUUUUCCCACUGGAUGUGAACAGCACCAUUCGUGAAUGCCUGGCUGGCAAGACGGUCGUGGAAUAUCCUACUAUUUACGUUGUGUUCAAAGAUCGACUCGACGAAUUCAAUGUGGUCGACAGCGACGACGAUGUGGAAGGCGAAAUGCGACAGUACCAAAAUUAUAUAAAUCAAACAUACGUAUCUACGAACGCGGAGCCGAUGCGGAACAUCUCUACCGAGAUUAUCGAGAACAAACUAGAUCGCAUGGGAAUAGACAAAGGCACGCUACUAAACGAUAGCAGAACUCGGGAACAAAGUGGACAACCGUCGAAGCUAAACUAUCUUUUCAGUACUGAAAGUGCGCUAAAUUGUUCUUCCUCCGACACGGAAGAUGGUGAAUUGACAGAGGAAGAAGUUGAAAUGGUUUCUCCGAAGCGUACUCGAAUGCUGGAUGUAGAAACUCCUGCGCCUGGAAACUGAAUCUGAUUCUAUUAGUUUGCAGCAACUGUUUGCAACGAUUGGCUGAAACUGUGUUCUAGACCUAUGCUUGUCCGAAAAAGGCCUUUUCACUUUGGUUAUUUCAAAUUGUAUAAUG